Messenger RNA from Adelges cooleyi (spruce gall adelgid), 1360 nucleotides. Its product is annotated as SAP domain-containing ribonucleoprotein. The transcript is spliced from 9 exons. Gene Ontology annotation, biological process: poly(A)+ mRNA export from nucleus. NCBI's taxonomy places the organism in Eukaryota, Metazoa, Arthropoda, Insecta, Hemiptera, Adelgidae. The record is from RefSeq and is a predicted model, not a curated record. Gene Ontology annotation, cellular component: nucleus. The coding region runs from base 297 to 1127 and encodes 276 amino acids.
UGUUGUAGAAUAUAAUAUAGACAUGAUAGAAUAUUGUAGUUUUGUAAUAAAUGCACUGAAUAGACUUGUUGUUAUCUAAAGUGAUAGUAGUAUUAAAAUAAAAUCAUACUGAUAAAAAAUAAGUAUAAACAAGUUACAAACCAUCGACCGAUUCGAUUAGACCGCCGACACAUAAUAGUGCACUGCCGUUUGCAGAACGCGUACGUUAUAUACCUUUGUUUAUAUUAUAUAUAUAUAUUACAUAAAAUGUAUUUCCUAUGAUUUGAUUUUACAUUAGAUUAGGAAGUUUAACCAAUAUGUCUGAUAAUAUUAGUAACAAUACAAAUAAACUUGAAGAACUCAGUAAAAUGAAGGUCAAUGAUUUAAAGAAAGAGUUAAAAUCAAGAGGUCUGAGCACAGUCGGUAAUAAACAAGAGCUCAUUGACCGUAUGAUAAAUCAUUCAGAAUCCUCAGUUUUAGAUAUUGAGGAUACUGUAUUGGACGAAGAUAACAUUUUAGAUGAAGAUGAUGGUUUAGAAGAUGAUUUUGGUGACUCGGAUAUCGAUGAUUCUAAAGUUCUAGGAGAAGUUGCUGAAAAAGAUACCAAUCUAGGAAAUGGCAUUGCAGAUAAAAAUAAUGAACAGAUAGUUCAACCAAAAAAAGUAACAUUAAAACGUAAUUCUGUUACGAAUUUAAAUGGUGAUUCCAAGCCAAAAGAAGAAGAAGAAAAAACUGAAACUAUAGAAAAUGAUGAACAAGACCGUGUCAUUAAAUUAGAUGAUGUUCAAACUUUGAGUCAAACUGAGAGGAUACAAAUGAGAGCUAAGAAAUUUGGAGGAAAUACUGUACCAGAGGACAAGAAAUUGGCACGACUUAUCAAAUUUGGACCAGUUACUGAACAAAAACCAGUCACUAGUAUCGACAAUGAUAAGUUAAAACAGAGAGCAGAGAGAUUUGGAGAAACUGUUUCUAAAACAUUACAUGAUAAUGAAAAGGAGGAUAAACUCAAAGCACGUGAACUUCGUUUUGGUACAAUUGACAAAACUGUAUUAACUGCAAUAAAGAAACGUAAUACUGGAGAAAAUGGUGGAAAACAAAAAAAUUCUAGAGGUGGCAGAAGAAGUUUUCCAUACAAAAAGCGGUAUUAAAAUAAGUAAUUUUAAUUUUUUUUUAUUUUUAUUUUUUUUUUGUGAUGUUUCACAAACUGACCAUUUUCAUAACAUUUUCCUUUAUUUAAGUUUCCGCUAUAACCAAUAAAGUCAAUCCUUAUGUGUUUACUUGUAUCAUGAAUGUUAUUAUUAGGAAAGUAACUUAUAAAAUAUUUAAAGGAAUUUCAUUUUUUUGUGUGACUCAAAAAAUUAAUUAAAAAAUGAUUUAGUAC